AUUUGUCUCACCUUUAUAAAUUUAUAAUCUCUCUGGAUUUGCUCGAGGUCUUCUCUCCUUGAAGCCACACCGAAGAUUUUCAGCUUCUCAUAUGCAUCGUAGUAGCACAGAAAGGCUGGGAUAGUUUCCCUGCAUUGGUUGCCCGCUUGAUUGUUUCCAGUGACUUCCAGUCUCCUCUUUGAUGCUCUGCUGAUGGUAGUUUAUUUCCAGCCUUUGUUUCUGAAGUCGUAGCCUGAAGAACUGAGCUGAAUGGCGUACAUGGGAGUCUCCACGCUCGGCAUUCUAUUACUUCUUAGCUGCAUAUCUGCUGGGAAAGCAGACCGAUUGAGGUACAAGGAUCGAAAUGAGCCAGUGGACGUAAGGAUCGAAGACUUGCUGAGCCGAAUGACGCUUGCAGAGAAGAUCGGGCAAAUGACACAAAUUGAUCGCUCAGUUGCAUCUCCAGAUGUGAUAAAAAACUACUUCAUUGGAAGUAUAUUGAGUGGAGGAGAAAGUGUGCCUCGUCCUCGAGCUUCUGCACAAGAUUGGGUUGAUAUGGUUAAUGGUUUUCAGAAGGAAGCAUUAUCUACUCGUCUGCAAAUCCCAAUGAUUUAUGGUAUUGAUGCUGUUCAUGGUCAUAACAAUGUCUUCAAUGCAACCAUAUUUCCUCAUAAUGUUGGCCUCGGUGCCACCAGGGACCCAGACCUUGUGAAGAGGAUUGGUAUGGCCACAGCACUAGAAGUUAGAGCCACUGGCAUUCCUUAUGUUUUUGCACCCUGCGUUGCGGUAUGUAGGGAUCCGCGUUGGGGUCGGUGCUAUGAGAGUUACAGUGAAGAUCCCAAGGUUGUCAAAAUGAUGACUGAAAUCAUUCCUGGUUUGCAAGGCUCAAAACCAAGGAAUGGUCUUCCCUUUGUUGCUGGAAAUAAAGGUGUAGCAGCUUGUGCCAAGCACUAUGUGGGCGAUGGUGGGACGCAUGAAGGAAAAAAUGAGGACAACACCAUUAUCAGUCGCUAUGAAUUGCUUAAGAUUCACAUGGCUCCCUACUAUAAUGCCAUUAGGAAAGGUGUUGCAACUGUCAUGGUCUCUUUCUCCAGUGUGAACGGAAUAAAAAUGCAUGCAGACUAUGAUUUGGUCACUCGCUACCUCAAAGGAGCACUGAGGUUUAAGGGCUUUGUUAUUUCAGAUUGGCAAGGUAUUGACAAGCUGACAGACCCAGCUGGUUCAAACUAUUCACAUUCUGUGUAUGCUGGUGUGCAAGCAGGGAUUGACAUGGUCAUGGUUCCAUACAACCACAAGGACUUCAUUGAUGAUCUGACGAACCAAGUUCAAUCUAAUGUGAUUCAAAUGAGCCGCAUUGAUGACGCCGUCCGCAGGAUCCUACGAGUUAAGUUCGUGAUGGGCCUUUUUGAGAAUCCAUAUGCUGAUUACAGUUUGCUUGACCAACUUGGCAGUCAGGGCCAUAGAGAACUAGGCAGGGAAGCUGUGAGGAAAUCGCUUGUAUUACUCAAGAAUGGGAAGUCUGGCAAGAAGAGGAUGUUGCCACUUGACAGGAAUGCCCCCAGGAUUCUUGUUGCUGGAACACAUGCUGAUAAUUUGGGGUACCAAUGUGGUGGUUGGACAAUUGAAUGGCAAGGCGUAAGUGGAAACAACUUUACUGCAGGCACUACUAUUCUGGGUGCUAUUGUAACGACAGUAAGCCCAAAUACCAAUGUCGUCUACGAAGAGAAUCCAGAUGCUGAUUUUGUUAGGAACAGUGGAUUCUCUUACGCCAUUGUGGUAGUUGGUGAAACUCCUUAUGCCGAAACUGCUGGUGACAACAUGAAUUUAACGAUUCCAAGUCCUGGGCCUUCCAUAGUCCAAAACGUGUGCAGCUCAGUCAAGUGUGUUGUGAUCGUUAUUUCAGGCAGGCCUGUGGUUAUUGAGCCAUAUGUUUCCCAGAUUGAUGCAUUAGUUGCUGCAUGGUUGCCUGGAACUGAAGGCCAAGGCGUUGCAGAUGUCCUCUUUGGCGACUAUGGCUUCACAGGGAAGCUCCCAAGAACAUGGUUUAAGAGUGUUGACCAGCUGCCAAUGAACGUCGGUGACAGGCAUUAUGAUGCACUUUUUCCAUUUGGAUAUGGCCUAACAACUUCCUCAGCUUCGGACAGGUUACCGUUAUAUGGCGCUGCCAGAGAGAAGAUUUACCGCGUCGCUUCACUGAUUGCUAUCUGGAUCAUCUUGAAUUUGUUAAGUGUUGGUUGAGGUUCUCUUUCCAUGUUUCUGAUACAUUAAACACAAAAGAUGUG
Messenger RNA from Nymphaea colorata (pocket water lily), 2261 nucleotides. RefSeq lists its product as uncharacterized. The record is from RefSeq and is a predicted model, not a curated record. Gene Ontology annotation, biological process: glucan catabolic process. The transcript is spliced from 12 exons. The coding region runs from base 250 to 2217 and encodes 655 amino acids. Lineage: Eukaryota; Viridiplantae; Streptophyta; Magnoliopsida; Nymphaeales; Nymphaeaceae. Gene Ontology annotation, molecular function: beta-glucosidase activity.